CAAACUCUACUUACCACCAUACUGGAGAGAAACUGUUCAGCCAAUUCUUAUAACAUUCAUCUGAAUUUGGAGAUCGGCUUGAGUGCACAGCACUCCCUACUUCUGAACAAUGUCCAAAGACUCCAACCACACGUAUAUACACUUCAACCGUCCGCGAGAUGCCGAUCUCUUCGAGGACUUCUGCAAGGACAAGCUUCCAUAUGACGAGAUCUUUGUGCCCCCCCAGAAUCAGCCUUUGAACCCGGAAGAUGAAGACGAUAUUGUCCCCGACCAGCACGCUGCGUUCGGUAUCCAGAGAGCCACCCAGAAGACCAAAGAGGCUGCAUGGAAAGAUCUUGGACUCUCAGAACUCAUGAAGAAGGGUCCGGUGCAGACAGGAGGACGCGCAGAUGGCAACAUGAAGGUGGCCGGGAACAGGACAUUGCCUCGGUAGCAUCUACGUGCAAGCGUUUCAGUUGUAUUGGCCCCGGGACGAAGGAGGGGCAUUGGGUUGAUCCUCGAAUGAAAGAAGGGCGUUGCAUUGGUCUCGUAAAAUAAGGAAAGGCACCAGGUUGAUCACGGAGUCAAGGAAGCGCGCAGUGUUUAAAGGACUGGAGGGGCGUUAGGGAUGAUACCCACUAUGAAAUAUGAUGCAGCACAGUUCUGUUGUCACGGCGUUUACACCACACCAAUUGGCCCUUAUUAAAGCAUGAAAAUGAACUUAUAUGAGUUCGAUAAACCUAACCGUAACUCCUCGCAAUGCUGAUAACGCCUUCCGAAUGCCAACAAACACUCAUC
Molecule: messenger RNA, 777 nt
Organism: Pseudogymnoascus verrucosus
Lineage: Eukaryota; Fungi; Ascomycota; Leotiomycetes; Thelebolales; Thelebolaceae
Exons: 2
Coding region: 110-433 (107 amino acids)
Biological process (GO): positive regulation of mitotic metaphase/anaphase transition
Cellular component (GO): anaphase-promoting complex
Source: RefSeq, a predicted model, not a curated record